UUUUAAAGUUGAAACGAUUUAAGUUUGCAAAUUUUUAUGUCAUACUUCAGUAAAUGACCUGAAUACACCCUUUACAUUUCUUUCAGGAUUUUCCAACAUGAUAUGAUAUAUUGUAAACAAACAUUGUCGUAAAUGAGAAUAGCCGGCCAUUCACGUUUACACAUAAUUAACGUAUUAUCCUUAUUUGGAUUAAAUCCUCGUAAAGCAAAUGACAGCUGUUACACACAAUAGAAAGAUAAAUGCAUAUCUGGUGGGGAGGUAAUGGGACCACUGACAUCUUGAAGCAUUGAUUAGUGGACUCAGAGAAAAGAGAAAAGGUAUGGCAGCUCUUACAGCACAACAGCUGGUGAAGCUGGAGGAUGGAGGAGUUUGAUGCCAGAAUUAAGGAUAUGUCUGUCAAGAACCUGAUUGACACAAUCACUGUGCUACAGAAGGAGAUGAGUAAAGAGCAAGAGAACUUUAAUGCUCUCAGCGGGGAACUCGGGACACUGAAGCGGAAUUCAGGCCAGUAUAAAUCCAUCUCAAAGGAUAUGACAGCGUCACAGACCAGACUUACACUGUUGAUGAAUAGAAGCAUGAAAUGUUUUUCUCAGCAAGGCAACCAGCAGAGCAAGACAGCUGUGGAAAGAAGAAACUCAUUUCAAGGGACACAGUCUAAGGGGAAUGUUCAAAAUAGAGCUUCAGAACCAGUCAAAACUACAGUAGUGACACAGUCUGCUGUUGCAGGCAGAAACUCUGUAAAUACUGCGGACCAGUCUAAAAGACAGUCAGAUAUUGGAACCAGUAAUAGAACAUCUAUAUCAGUGCAGUCUCUGAAAUCUAACAGCCCUGUUUUAAGAAGUAAAGCAAAUGAUGUAAAUGGUUCAGGCAACAUAAAUGGAGAAAAAAGACAAAGCUUACCAUUAUCUGUUAAUGAUAAUAAUAAAACUGAAAACAGGUCUCGACUAGCAAAUGAAGUAAAUGACAAUACAAAUGUUAAUGGUCAGCAAAAACCUGUGUCUGUGUCAAAUACAGGUGUCUCUCUUGGGCCAAUGGCAGAACAAAGGAAUAAGUACUUGUCCAAAAGUUCUGACAAUGUUUUUAAGAAGCCGUCUGAAACUGCUCCACAUAAACCUGAAGUUGUGAAAGGUAAAACAUCAGCAAAACCUGUGAGUAAGGUAGUGAUGAAUGCUGAUAAACAAAUGAUUGAUUUAGAUUCGUUUACUGAAAGAAAAAACAUGUUGGACGAGUUGAAAAAGUUUGAUAAAACUUUGAAACCGAGUGUUGCCAGAACACACACGGAAAAGGUAACUGAGGUCAAACUGAAUCUAGCCAAAAGUGGUGAAAAGAGGACAAGUGCCAAUAUGGAACCUAAAGGAUCUGUAACACCAGUAGAACAAACAAUGAAUCUUUUAGGUGAUAUUAAACUCGGAAAGAAACCUUCUGAACUAAAACAAACAAUGAAUGUAAAAACAGAACAAAAUGGAAGUAACCGUGAAAUUAAAGAUACUCGAGAGUCUGUUAAAGUUGAAACAGAAAGUACUAGAGCAUCACAUAAUGAUUCACAGACAAAAAAGUUUGAUGAUUUGUUAAAGGAUGUUGAUAGUGACAAAUCAGAACAAAGUUCAGAUGAUUCUCCAAGGGAGACAGUUGUUGUAUCUAAGCAAAAGGAGACAAGUAUCAUUCCAAAAGUAGAAAAGAACACUACUCCAUCUGAUGUUGGGAGGAGAAAUGGUGAUAUUCCAGCAUCAGGUGAGGUAACUAUAGAAGAAGCAAAGGCAAGCAUUCCAGCUGUAGAAACUAGUGAUGAUAGUUUGAGCCAGUCAUCAGGGAUGUCAGAGGAAGAGGAUAAGUUUGUUACAGAAUUCCACUUCACAGGAAGUCAAAUUAAAACCCCUGUUGAAGCAGCCAUUCCAAAGAAACAAGAAAACGUUAAACAAAAACAGGAUGUUACACCUAAAAUACAACAGUCAACUAAAACACCAGCAGCUCCUCAACCUGGUAGCAAUGUUAACAAAGCCGAAGUCAUCACUAAAGGUCAAAGUUCAACAGCAACAGCAGCAUCUGGUAUCCAUGGCAACAAGGAUAAUGAUGAGGAGGAAGAGCUUGUUGUGGAUACAAGAGUCAAGUUUAGAGAAUGGGAUCCUUGCAAGUUGCUGGCAAAACUAUAUGAAGUCAGAAUGAUGCCAGACAAUAUAGAGGAUAUAUCCCACAAGUUUAUUGGAAUGGAGGGCCUCAUGGAGAAGUUGCCAAUGAACAAGAAGAAAGCCACACUGCUGAAAACAUGGAAGAGACGGUUUUUUCGAGCUCAAGAUGGCUGGCUCCAUUAUUAUGAGACUGGGAACAAAGAUAAACCAAGUGACAGUUUGCAGUUGAUGGGGGGUAAGGUGGAAGAGCUGGGACCUCGGGUACUUGGUGUGGAUGAUGGGAGAGGAAAGUAUUUGAUGGUGCGAGUGCCAACAGAUCAUGAGUUUGGCCUGUGGAAGGUGGCUUUAGAAUCGCAGACAGCCGAUAAUGUUAAAGCUACCUAUGUGAGACCUUCACCUGCCUCUAUACCACAUCCAAAAAAGAAAGUGGUGAUUAUAGAUAUAGGUAGCAGUGGUAUACGGGCGGGGAUCCUUGGAGAGAGAGCAACACUGCCUCAAGUGUUUUUCCCAAGUAUAGUAGCCGUACACAAACAGACGGGAGAAAUCAUUGUCGGUGCAGAUGCACUAAGACCUGAUGUUAGAAAAUCAUCCAAAGUUUCACAGCCUAUACAACCAACUAAUAAGGUUGAUAAGGGGCGUGUCCAGCCAUUCAACAUUGAUAUGGCAGUGAUGAAGGCGAUUCUACUGAAAGUGUUCACUGAUCUCAAUGUCAACCAGUCUCAGUAUCUUGUAAUGUUGAGCACCCCACAGAAUCUUGGAGACAAAUUACGGGAAGGGCUGAUGCGUAUCCUGGUAGAUGAAAUGCGUGUGCAAGGUGUAUGUAUGGUACAACAGUCACUACUUGCUCUAUACUCAUACAACGCAAUGUCAGGCAUUAUUGUAGAUAUAGGAGAACGAUUGGAGAUUUUACCAAUUUAUGAUGGUUUGUUGAUAGAAGGUGGGGUAUCAAGACAGGCUUAUGGUGGAGCCAAGAUCCAGGACUCACUUAACAUUUCAUUGUUAGAGAACAAAUACCAGUUCAGUUCAUUUGUAGAGAAGCUUCUUGUCAGAUAUAUCUGUGAACAGGCAUGUUAUGUGACAGAUAACUACACAGAGACCAAGGAGAAAUGUGAUGCUGAUCCAAAAAGUUACUCUAGAAUUGUGGAAUGUGCAGAAUUUGAUCUGCCAGAAGGCGCUUUUGAAACUGUAGAUUUAGACUAUGCCUGCUUUAAGAGUCCUGAGGGAUUUUUCAACACAGACCUGUGGGAGAUGGACUAUAAGAAUAUACAGAAGCAGAUAUAUGCUGCCAUACAGCAGUGCCCUAUGGAUUCUAGAAAACAAAUGUAUAGGUCUAUAUAUUUGAGUGGUGGAGUAACAACAAUUCCAGGAUUUGCAGAACGUUUGCAAGAAGAAAUGAGGAAAUUGGCACCUCCAGCAGCUGUGGUAGAGGUGCAUGCAUCUCCACAGCGUUACCAUUCAGCUUAUAUAGGUGCAUGUUCUGUCGCCUCAAUGGAUGUGUUUGAAAUGAGCUGUGUCUCGGCUGAUGAAUGGAAGAAAAUGGGGGUGAAAGCCUGCAGGAAAUGGGGAACCGGUUGAUCAUGUGACCUAGAAUGACACCUGAUAUUAUUAAACUAUAAUGUAAAUGUUCAAGAAAACUGGCCUAUUAAUAAACAAAAUGUUUAUAUUUAGGAAAAAAAAAAUGGUUACCAGUUGACCAUUAUAAGUUCAGUGUCUUUGAGAAGUAAUAGGCUGUAGUGCACAGUAUGUGAAAUUGCUUUUGUUUGAAGUGGGACAUAUAAACUUGAGAAAAUAAAACCAAUUCAAGGACUCAGUUUAAAGAGGUGGUUGUUUAAUUUUUACUUUCCAACAUUCCAGAGAUAUGUCUAUAUACAUGUAGGUUGUGAUAAUAAUUCAACAUUAUAUAUGUGUGAACUGUCAUGUUAAAAUGAGCCAUGUUGUUAUUUUUCAUUUAAUGAUGAACUGUAGUUUAUGUUGUUUACUUCAAUGACUUGCCCUGCACUAACAUGGGUUUCGAACCUUGCUUGGUGUAGGAUUUUCUUAUAUGAGGUCUUUAGGACGGUUGAUGAUUAUACCCAGGUGCCCACCUGGGCCUGAAACAAUGCCCGCAGGUGCACCUGGGGGUCUUUCUGCAUUGUAAAAAACUGAAAAGUUGCCGUUUGGCAUAUAUUGUUUCAAUGCAGCUUAAAACCCAAAACAAAGAACCAAAUAAGUUCUGCAAGAAAUAAUUUAGAAGUUUGGGGUAUUCUUUUUUAAAAUGAAUAUUCUUUUUUGUUCACUUUUCACUAAACAUCUCGCAUUUAGGUUCUCAGAUAGUUCAUAUAGAUUGUUUUACUCUAGAAAUUGUACGUGUUUAUGUGAAACAAGUUUGGAGUAACAUGGAAGGUUCUCAUUAUAUUUUGUAUAACCUAGCUGCUUCAUAUAGUGGUUUAAUAUUUUAGAUCAGAGUUGGCAUAAUCUAGAUUAAGUUAUAUUUUAUUGUACCCCCGACAACAAAGUUGUAAGGUGGGGUACUGGUAUACUGGUUUCAGGUUGUCUGUCUGUCUGUCCAUCUGUCCGUAGACGCAAUCUUGUGCGCACCAUCUCUCCUUAUCCCCUUGACAGAAUUUAAUGAAACUUCACACAAGUGAUCAGUACCAACAGUAGUUGUGCAUGGGGCAUGUAAGGUUCUUUUAGAAAAAAAAAUUGCAGAGUUAUGGGACUUUGUUUUUUUGUUACUAUACUAUAUACAUAGACACAAUCUUGUGCACACCAUCUCUCCUCAUCCCCUUGACACAAUUUAAUGAAACUUCACACAAGUGAUCAGUAACAACAGUAGUUGAGCAUGGGGCAUGUUAGGUUCUUUUAGAAAAAAAAUUUGCAGAGUUAUGGGACUUUGUUUUUUUGUUACUAUAUUAUAUACAUAGACACAAUCUUGUGCGCACCAUCUCUCCUCAUCCCUUUGACACAAUUUAAUGAAACUUCACACAAGUGAUCAGUAACAACAGUAGUUGUGCAUGGGGCAUGUUAGGUUCUUUAAGAAAAAAAUGGGACUUUGUUUUUUUGUUACUAUACUGUAUACAUAGACACAAUCUUGUGCGCACCAUCUCUCCUCAUCCCCUUGACACAAUUUAAUGAAACUUCACACAAGUGAUCAGUAACAACAGUAGUUGUGCAUGGGGCAUAUUAGGUUCUUUCAGUGACAAAAAUUGCAGAGUUAUGGGACUUUGUUUCUUGUUAACAUACUAUGUACAUACAGUCUGCAUAUGCAAUCUUGUGCGUGCCUAAUCUACCAAACCCUUGCACACAAUUUAAUGAAACUUCACACAAGUGAUCAGUACCAACCCUAGUUGUGCAUGGUGCAUGUUACGUUCUUUUAGAUAAAUAUUCUGCAUAGUUAUGGGACUUCGUUUUUUGUUACUAUACUGUAUACAUACAGUCCACAUAAUUAUGCAAUCUUGUGUGCAUCAAAUUGCAAUGUACUGUGUCAGUGCAUGCUGGGGGUACAUUCAUCACCUUUAGUGAUAGCUCUAGUUUUUUGACAAGUUUGCUAUAUGGCAGCAUACAGUAUACAAAUAUACAUGUUCUAGUAUUUCAAAUAUCUCCAUAGUUUAAAUGAAAUCAGCAUUUUAGAGGACUUGGUACAAUCAAAGAGGCUGGUGUCACACUCUCUUACAGAAUAAAAUGGACUGUAAGUUUCAUUUUUUUUUUUUUCAGUUUAUUGUGGCAUUGAAUUUUAUAAGAAAAUAGUUUAAACAAAGUUAUUUGUUAUUAUGCAAAUGUUUGCAAUGUGCAGAUAAUAUUAUUAUAAACAAGUUGGUGCAAUUCUGUUCGAGAGGUAAGGACAAAAAUUCUAACAUGUGUUCUAUGAAUAGAGAUGUCAGAGGAAAUUCAGUAUGAUUGUUCAUAAAAUAAGACAAAGUUACUUAACAGGGAUUUUUUUCUGAUACUGCUUUAUGCUUUUGUAAUAUGUUAGUAAUUGAUUUUCAACGCUCAAAUAUAUUUUCAGUUAUGUCUACAACUUUUCAGUAUUAUUAAAUGAUCUAUAACAUUCCCUAGUGAUAAAUAAAACCUCUCAUUCCAUUGUUCUAAAUGAAAUUCCAUUACAUUCCAGAACAUUGAGUAUUGUUUUUAAUUACAUUCCAUAAAAAUAUCCUGAAAUUCUUGGUAUUCCUCGCGGGUGGGGGUGGGGGAUUAAUUAUAGUAAAUUGCUUAGUUGCAUCAAUUCAGUUCCCAUUAUUUAACUUCAUCUUCAGAAGUUGAAACCCACAAAUUCAUAUCAUCAAGAAAAAGCAGAUAUGGUCAAAUUUAUCUGAGAUGAAGUGAUCUUGUACACAUAAAAACUCUGAUAUUUUUCUGUGUACAGUCGACCACUCAAGGGACUGCUAAGAAGUGGUCUCUUAAUGGAACUGUCUCUUAAUGAAUUUCAUUCAGAUGAAAAGAAAAGUAGUUUUACUGUUAAUGUAACUGUAUUUAUUAUGAACAUACAUGUAUGGUUUAAAAAUCUGUUUAAACAUCGUGAACACUUUUCCAAGUCCACAAACCGUGAAAAUUAUAGCUAGAUUGUUUGUCAGUUCGACUGAUACAAAGGUACUUGCUAAUUACACAGAUGAAGAAAUGCCCGUUAGAAUUUUGGUUCCCCGGUCGCUUAAUAGAUACUCUUGUCCAAUAUUUUACCUGUCGGGACUACAUUAAUGUGGUCGCUAGUCGUUUAAUAAAAAAGUUGUUUAAUGGAAUGAAUUUAUGUACUGAAAACUCUCGGGAGGGAUUUUAACUCGUGGUUUAAUACAAAAAUCGCUUAAUAGAGGUAGUCACAAGUACAAUGUCGACUGUAUUUAAUUAUUUUGUCAGUAGUAAAAGCUGUAAUUGUCUUACACAUGAAUCCCGCCAUGAAAAAACCAACAUAGUGCCUUUGCGACUAGCAUGGAUCCAGACCAGCCUGCGCAUCUGCGCAGCCUGGUCAGGAUCCAUGCUGUUCACUUUCAAAGCCUACUGCAAUUAGAGAAACAGUUAGCAUACAGCAUUGAUCCUGACCAGACUGUGCAGAUGUGCAGGCUGGUCUGGAUCCAUGCUGGUCGCAAAGGCACUAUGUUGGUUUUCUCAUGGCAUGGCUCAUAUCUACCUUGAUAAGACAGGACUUUCCUGCAGGGAAAUUUUAUCUCUGCUGUUUUGUUGGAAAACUACUUGUUAAUGGGUAUAUAUACUGUAUAAUACACAAUAAUUUUUCUUGCCUUCCAUGUUGAUUAUGUCAUUGCAACUUUUCCAAAGGAACAAAGUGUGUGCCAUCACAUUGAAUUUAACCACCUUGCAGAAAACAAAGCUACCUUAUAUUCCCUGAUUUAAGCUCAAGGGUGUUUCAUUUUGCAAAAUAGGGGUGUUUGUUACGGAGAAAAAACAAUUUAGACUUUAAAUGUUGUUCUCCAUUUUUAUACAAUGGUUGCUAAGGAUACAUAAUGUAUAUUCAUAACAGGGACAUUAAAUAAAGGGAGGUUGUUAAUAAGGGAACAUAUGGUAAUGCUGUUUAAUCUCUAGAUUUUUCAGGAGUAUUGAAGUAAUCAACUAUUUUCUUGUUUUAAACAUAAUUACAAAGUACACAUGGUUGUAUUUCUCUAUUUGAAUGGAUUCUGUUUUAGAAUCUGCCAAAAUUUGCACAGCUUUGAAUUCAGACAGAUGGCCAUUUUUCAAUACUUGUAGAUGCUUAUGAAAUAUGGUACCAAUGCCAAAAAGUAAUUUUCUGUAUGUGUUUUUGUACUAGAUUAUAUUUUAUGCUGAUAGCUUUACACAUAUUUAUAUGGUUCUGUGAUAAAUACAUGUACAACAUUUAUUUAUUUGGAUCUUUAAUUUCAAUCUUAAAUUUUAGUGUUUUCAUACAAUUCCUUCCCAUAUGUUUAGCAACAGUAUAUAGCUGUGGUGUUUUGAUAAUAUUUGGGCAAUAGGUUUAUGUUGUUGUUUAUGUUGUGUUAACUGUUUAUAUGUCUGUUGUUUUCAUAUUGUGAGGUUUAAUACUGUAUGUCGGGUUUUAUUUGUAGCAUGUAUUUUCCUGGACUGGCUUCAUUGUUAUUGCCCUAGAUAGAAAGUAUUUUAUUCAUUUUAUUUUUUGCUAAUGCUAAAAUGAAUUUAUGAAAAGAAAUGUGAUAGCUUGCUUUCAUUUUCAGAUAGUGUCUGUAAGUUAAACCUGCUAAAAAUGUCUAAAUUGGACUGGUCCAUCAUUCACUUUUGGCAAAACCAUUUAUUAUAUGAAGGGGUGUUCACUGAAAAUUCACUGACUUAAUAGCCAACAGUGUAGACCAUGAUCAGCCUGCACGGAUGUACAGGCUGAUCUUGGUCUGCUGUGGUCGCAAAGGCAAAACCACUUGCCGCCAGCAGGCUAAAGGUUAAUGAAAACCAGUUAUUAGUUUAGCUUUAAAGGUGGAUAAUCAGAUUUUGGCCAUGUAAUGGAUUUGUUCGAAACUUUAGCAUCUGAUCAUUUACACUCAUUUAUGUUCACUUAACACUUAAUACAAAUUAGAUUUUCACUGGAGGCUUUUUUAAAAUUUCAUUUUCCUAUCCUGGUUGCCCAACCAAGAUAGAGUUAUUUUAUCAUAAGUAUAAAUAUGAUAAACAUACUUUGCCUAAGGAAAUGUAUAAAUAUUAGACAUAUUGUAAUAUAUUUGUAAAAUAUUUGCAUUAAAAAUUAUGUAUUUAGAUGGAAUUCAUUAGAAACGCAAGUUUGAAAAAUUAUUAUUACCUCCCUUUGCCUAUCUUGGUUGCGCAACCAAGAUAGAUUGGAAAUAAAUGAAUUCAGAAGCUACACACAGCUUUUAAACUUGCAUUUUGGUUCAGAUUGUUCAAUAGUUGAUAUGUCUAUCAAAUGCAAAUGUAAAACUAGACAUUGUAUCGAAAUAGAAAGAAAUACCCAGCUUUUUAUAUAUUUUCAUAUUAAAGGGGAGUAAUUACAAAAUUUUAUAAAAAUAAUAAAAUAUACAUUUCAAAUAGGAAUCUGACUCUAUGUAAUCGGUCUUUUUGUUCCUUAAAUAAUUCUCUACCAGAAUAUACAAAAAGUAAAAAAAGUCAUUAAAUGUUGUUUAAAUGUGAUUGACCACCUUUGAGGUAAAGCCAUUGACUUCACAGAUAUUGUAAAAGUAGUUAAUUUUGCAACAUGGAAAUGUUUGGAAAUUUUACAAAUCCACACUUGUCAUAAAAUUAAGAUCACACAUAAGUAACUUCUUACACAUACAUAACAGAUACAAACAUUCUAUCAGUAAUAAUGGGCAAAAUGCUUUCUGAUUUAUUACAACAUUUACAUCAUGUCUUUUGUGAAUUUUUUGGAACACAAACUUUCUCUUUUAUUCUGAAUACUGAAGAGAAGUUACAAUAUUGACCAAAAAAUGUAGAACAUAUUUUUAAAUAUUUUAGCUUGUAUAUAUAGAAAUAUGUAUAGGUGCCAAAGCGAUAAUUGCUUGAUGCCAGAUACGGUAACUGUUCAUUCCAAAUUUUUAACUAAAUGUGAUUCUUAGUUAGUUCUUCCAUUACAAUGUUCAGCUGGGCUGAUUAUCCGUGACCAAUGGGAACAUUCCAUUUCUGUGUGGUUCAAGUACAUUUAGAUGUAAAUAAAAAUGUUGAAUGUUAACAUGAACUGCAGUACAGUCGUACUUUGUUUGCUCAACCUCAAUAGGACCAUCAAAAUUUGAGUUAUUUACAAUUGGAGCCAUGGAAUAAUUAACAUUAUAUAGGGAUUUUGCCAGGACCUGAUGAUGAGUUUAAAUGAAGGUAGGUUUUCAAAUUUCCAAGUUCUAGUGAACAAAGUUCAACUGUACUUCCAGUUUAAAAGAUGUUGUUAUUGCAAAGAGCAGCUUGAUGUUAAAGAAGCUUGUGUUAUAUAAUUGUAAUGUAAGUACUGAAAGGAAGGGUAAAUAUAUUUUUUAUAGACUGUAUAAUCUUAUGGCUGUUAAUAAUCUAUUGAAAGUAAUCCAUAGUUUAGAAGGUAACUAUAUUUGAAAGUUGUAUCUGCAGUUAUUGGACAGCAUUUUGAUAUUUUUAGAAUUAUUUCAGAGUCACAGUGACUAUACAGUUAAGCUUUAGCUAAAACUCGCUGUGAAUAGGUACAAUCUUGGUCUUUAGGCAAUUUGUUUCAUUUCUGAAUUUAACGUUUGUAGUAUAUUUUUACUUUUGAAAAAGAACGCCUGCAAAUAAAGUACACUUUUUUUGUCUCUGUCAAGUAUUGAUUUUUAUACACAUUUGUUUGCACUUUCAGUAUAUGUGUUAUUCUGAAUAAUUAUGAAAUGUAUACACCUCACUGAUAUUAUGGGUUCCGGCUUCACUAGGGUUGGAUUGUUUAAUUGUACACUUGCACCAUUCAGUUUGCUUUUAGAAGAUCCAAACCAGGUACCUCUGUGUGCAUGUAGAUAAAUUGAUGCAGGAACCUGAAAUAAGUGUAUAGGGGCUUGAAAUAAAUGUGUGUAGGGAUGUGAAAUUAAUGCUACAGGGGCUUGAAAUAAAUGUGUGUAGGGGCUGGAAAUAAAUGUGUAUUUGGGGCUUGAAAUAAGGGGAUUUAAAUACAUGUGUGUAGGGGCUUGAAAUAAAUGUGUGUAGGGAUGUGAAAUAAUAGCAUGCAGAGAUGCAAAAUAAAUACAUGCAGGGGCAUGAAAUUAAUGCAUGUAGGAGCUUGAAAUAAAUGGAUGCUGGUCAGUACUUAGCCUUGAAUUUCUCCAUAUGACCUGAAAGUUGUUCAUGUAACAUUAAAGUCCCAAAUUAAAUGAUGUGUACUAUAAACCUUUUUAUAGUUAAUUGAUGGUAAAUUUAUAUAUCUUCUUUCUGAAACAACAUUCUGAUCUCUCAUGUUCUUUUAUCAUAGUGAUACCAAGUAUAAGGUUUUUUCAAAGCACUUAAUUGUUCAAAUCAUAUAAGUUUUUUUGUGGUUGAUGUUUAUGUCAUAAUAAACUUAUCUUACCGGACAGGAUAUGUAAGUGGGACAGGUAAUCAUUUAAGAAUGUGCAUAAUUCAAAUCUUGCCAUAAAAUGUCUUCAGGUUGUGAAUUUUGUCUUGUAAACUUUUUAUUAGCAAAAAUAUGUAUUGCAUAUUUACAUGCAAACAUUUUUAUAUUCUCAAGAAAUGAGCACAACAUAUCAGAGUGGUAGUGAAAAACCAAUGAAAUUUAUCUGUGUUGAUUAUAAAUUUGCAUAAUUCAAGUUUUAUCAAGAGUUGAUGCCUGUCUACUGCCAAUUGUUGAUUUGCUUGUUUUGGGUUUAACACUGUUUUUCAAAAGUAUUUCAGUUACGUAACAGCUGGCAAAUAACUAAUGUUUCUGGAUUCUGUACUAGUAUAAAACUCUUCUUCACAAGUAACUGCCAACUUCCCCGCAUGAAUCAGAAGUUGAGGACGUAUGAUUUCAGAUGCAGUGUCUUUUUAUCUCCUUUCUCUCUCUCUCCGCCUCUCCUGAGGAUCUAACUCACAACACCGCGAUCCAGUGAUCUGCACUUUCCCUAUUGAGCUAAGUGGGCGGGCUGCCAAUUGGUAUAUAAGUAAACAGCUUGCCAGGAUUAUGUAACUGCAGAUUGGGUUAUAUUCAUGAUGGUUUUAUUAUUACCAGUAUUCCUGAAUAAUGCCUGGCACCCACAAAUUCAGAAUGUUCAUGAGUAUUCACCUGUAUCAUGUCCUAAAACACAAACACUUCUGUGUCACUAAUUUGUAACACUUUAACCUUUAGCCUGCUGGCGACAAUUGUAUCUGCCUUUGCGACCAGUGCAGACCAACAUCAGCCUGCACAUCCGUGCAGUCUGAUCAUGGUCUGCACUGUUCGCUAUUCAGCCAGUAAAUUUUCAGUGAACACCCCUUCGAAUGAUAAAUGGUAUUGCCCAAAUUUAAUGAUGGACCAGUCCAUUUUAGAAAUAUAGCAGGCUAAGGGUUAAAUAAGACUGCUUACCAUUAACCACUAAAUAAUGUCUAUGCAAAUAUCAUCUAGUCUAGGUUUUUCAUCUGAUGAUAAGCAUCAGGUUGAUUCAAAUAGACAUGAUACAAGCACUUUUAGCCCAAAAACAGACUGUUUGACUGCUUCAGAGUUCCAGUCCAUGGUCUGAUGGUAUAAAACUGAGUUUGAUAACCAGUCUAAAAUAUCCAGCAUCUGCCGGAUUGCACAUUGGUUAACAUGUUCUCUGACUAUAUUUAGAAUCUGUGUCCACAAACCAUAUUUAGCACUUUAUUUGUCCGAAUUUGCGUGGUACUGUUUUUUAUUAGCUUAUGAGGCACAGGUUCAAGACAAUGAUGCCCGCUGCAUGAACAGGUAAUCAGCAUCAACUUGGUUCUGUCUUCUGCAAUGAUUUGUCUACAGCACCGAUUAUCCACUAGCUGAUUUUAUGCUUGUAAUUUGUCAAUUAUUUAAUGGUCUACAAUAGAAUUCUAAUAAAUUAUCAGCACACAGAUAGACUUAAACUUGAGUAAUAUUUUGUUAUGGAACUUCAAGUGUUAAGGUCUGUUAUAUAGAAAUUUAUGAGGAUGUAUGAAUUUUAACUUAUGAUUUCAAAUGUUAUUUGUGUUUUUGCUUUAAUCAUAUUUGUUUCUUAUAACAUAUUAAUAUAUAUGAGCAUUUUACCUGAAAUGCUUAUUGUUUGGAAACAGUGAAGUGCUGUUUUGAAACAGUGAAAUGCUUACCAAAUAGUUAAAAUGUUUACCAAAUGAAAAUAUAGCUAUGUCCAUAUUGAAAGAAUUAUUUUUAUUUCCACUAUGCAUCUUGUUUGUUUAUAUGCACAAUUUGUUAGCAAUAAAUUUAAGUGUAAGCUUUAGUUGGCAGUGGACAUAAAAACUUGCAAUAGUUGUUGGGGCCUAUAUCUGUUGUUAAAUAGUUGUAUUUAGUUUGCAUCAUGUAAUUUAUUCAUGUUACAAUGUAAUAAAAUAUAGAAACAGA
Molecule: messenger RNA, 12981 nt
Organism: Mercenaria mercenaria
Lineage: Eukaryota; Metazoa; Mollusca; Bivalvia; Venerida; Veneridae
Exons: 20
Coding region: 360-3701 (1113 amino acids)
Source: RefSeq, a predicted model, not a curated record